UCCACAACAGUGCUCUGGCAUCUGCUUUUGGUUGCACGUUUGCAGUCAGAAAGAAUCUUUGUACUUAGACAGAGUUAGACAGAUGGAGUCAGCACGCAGAUCUGGGAGAUUCAGAGUGGAGAGGGAUGUGCUUGAUGAACUGAAACUGGAAGAAGUAACACAGAGGAAAUCCUAUGCUGAUAUCCACUCUUCUCUAAGUGAGCAGCUAAAGAAUUCCUUAAGAUGCAACGUACCUUACCUCAAGCAAAGUAUAGUGAGCAGACUGCCUGUGUUAUACUGGCUCCCCAAGUACUCAGUCUGGGACUACGGCAUGCCAGACCUCAUCUCUGGGAUUAGUGUGGGCAUAAUGCACCUGCCACAAGGUAUGGCAUAUGCAUUACUGGCUUCUUUACCUCCUGUAUUUGGCCUGUACUCAUCACUCUACCCAGCACUGGUCUACUUCUUUUUUGGAACAUCACGCCAUGUUUCCAUAGGCACAUUUACGGUGCUCAGCAUCAUGGUGGGUAGUGUGACAGAAAGACUUGCUCCGGAUGUAGAUUUCCAGAAAGCGAAUGGGACCAACAUCACUGCAGAGGUAGAUGUGACUGCCAGGGACUCAUACAGGGUGCAAGUGGCAGCAGCUACUACUGUGCUAGGAGGACUUAUUCAGGUGCUACUGGGUGUGGUAAAGUUUGGAUUUGUGGGGACAUAUUUGUCUGAACCUCUGGUGCGAGCUUACACAACAGCUGCAGCUGCCCAUGCUGUCGUAGCACAACUGAAGUACGUCCUUGGAGUUUCCCCUACGCGGUUUAGUGGUCCGCUGUCAUUGGUGUAUACUCUGAAGGAUGUUUGCUCUUUGCUGCCAAACACUCAUCUUCCCACACUGCUGGUCAGCGCUGUGACUAUAGUGCUUUUAAUUGCAGCCAAGGAGCUCAACUCAUUUCUCAGUUCAAAGCUGCCAGUUCCCAUCCCAGUGGAGCUUAUCACGAUUGUGGCAGGGACACUGAUAUCCUCCUAUGCCCACUUGAACACCAACUACACAAUUUCAGUUGUUGGAGAAAUUCCUAGUGGUUUAAGCUCCCCCAGUGUACCAGAUGUGAGUCUUUUCGGAGAAGUUAUCCGUGAUGCUUUUGCACUGGCCAUUGUUGGAUACGCCAUAACUAUUUCCCUCGGAAAAACAUUUGCACUAAAACAUGGAUACAAGGUGGACAGUAACCAGGAGCUUGUGGCGCUGGGUCUGAGUAAUACAGUCGGAGGCUUCUUUCAGUGCUUCUCUGUCUGCUCCUCCAUGUCUCGAAGUCUAAUACAAGACACAACUGGGGGCAAAACACAAAUGGCUGGAGUUGCCUCAUCUCUAAUUGUGUUAGUGACCAUACUUAAACUUGGGACACUGUUCCAGGAACUGCCAAAGGCCGUCCUAUCAGCAAUUGUGUUUGUAAAUUUGAAAGGGAUGUUCAAGCAGUACUAUGACAUUGUUACACUGUGGAGGAGCAGCAAGAUCGACCUGGUGGUUUGGUUGGUCACCUGGGUAUCAACACUGCUCCUCAAUCUGGAUCUGGGUCUGGCAGCAUCCGUCACCUUUGCUUUGUUUACGGUUAUCUUCAGGACUCAGCUGCCGGCAUACUCUGUUCUGGGAAAUAUUCCAGGUACAGAGCUCUAUGUGGAUAUAGAAACGCACAGAGAGGCAAGAGGGAUUCCAGGUGUUACUAUAUUCCGUUCGUCUGCUACAGUUUAUUUCGCCAAUGCUGAUCUCUACCUGGAAGCCCUGAAAGAAAAGAGCGGGCUUAACAUCAGCAAAAUGAUUAUCUACAAAAGGAGGCAGGAGGCUAAACAGAAACGAAGAGAAAGACGGGCUGAGAGACGGGCAAAGAGGCAGGCCAAGAGAGAGAGACGAGCACAGAGGGCAGCUAGAGAGCUUUCAGAGUUCUCUGUGGAGGAAGAGAGUGGCUGUUGGAGAGACACAUCCAUAGAUGGGACCGUUACAGUGGAGGACGAGCCGGGUGGGACAGAGAGGGAAAACGGGACAGUGUUUGUCAUCCCAACCACUCCCCGAACACUAGACGGUAGAUGGGAAUACCUCAAAGGAGGAGAUCCAGAUUGCACCAGCUUAGGAUGGAUGUCUGAGCUGCAGGAUGGGGACACCACCACGCUGGGCUCGAGCAGUGAGGACACCUUGAGCCACGAUCUUGAGCGGGUCUCUCUGGGUUCCCUGGGCAAAUGGACCUGGGAUAUUCAUUCCAUCAUUCUUGACCUCUCCACAGCUAACUUCAUUGACACAGUGGCUAUCAAGACCAUGAAAAAUAUUUUCCAGGACUUCAGUGAGAUUGAUGUAGAUAUCUACAUGGCUGGUUGUCAAGCCUCUGUGGUGGAACAAUUAGAGCAUGGUGACUUCUUCUCUGAGAAAAUAACAAAGAGACGUCUUUUUGCCUCCGUACACGACGCUGUGCUCCACUGUCUAAACCAUCGUGGAGCGACGACCAUCCCAACAUAUGAGCCGUCAGUGGAGCUGCCUACCAGCACGAAACUUUAAGGCCUUCAUUCAAACUCAUAUGGAAAAACGUUGACUAGAAGGAAUAAUGAAUUUAUGCAAUAUCAAUUUAUUACUUUAUGAGCUAUCCCACUGUGUGAUAAGGGUGUCUCCUUCAGUUUCUUGCUGACUUGAUUCGAUAUUCAUACAGUUUUUUUAUUUAACUUAUAUAAAAGAAAGACUAGUGUUCAAGACAGAAGAGCUCACUUUAUUUUAUUCAAUGUAGGAGAGUGAGAGUGCAUUCAAAAAUAAAUACAUAAUAAAUAAAAUGGAAUCUGGACAAUA
Messenger RNA from Oreochromis niloticus (Nile tilapia), 2791 nucleotides. It is a transcript of the gene slc26a6l1, whose product is annotated as solute carrier family 26 member 6, like 1. The record is from RefSeq and is a predicted model, not a curated record. Gene Ontology annotation, biological process: sulfate transmembrane transport. Gene Ontology annotation, molecular function: secondary active sulfate transmembrane transporter activity. Gene Ontology annotation, cellular component: membrane. NCBI's taxonomy places the organism in Eukaryota, Metazoa, Chordata, Actinopteri, Cichliformes, Cichlidae. The coding region runs from base 83 to 2509 and encodes 808 amino acids. The transcript has 19 exons.